UUGACAAUGAAAGAGAGAUAAUCCAGUUUUACACACAGAUCGUAACGUCCAACCCAUUUUAUCUUCCUCUUCUCUUUGCUCCUUUUUUUUGCCCUAACUAGUUAACAGGGUUUCAGAUGACUUCCAGCUGCCCAUUUCACAUCUGAUGCAUUUGUCGCCUGGAUCUCUAUUCUACUACUCCGUCUCCUUUGCCCUUCUUAAUUUGCUCUUUUUUGAUCUCUUCGAUCUAGGAGAGUUCUUCGACCUGCCCAGGAUUUUCCAGCUCUACACAUGUCGAAGCUCUUCGAUUUCGCUGGACAUGCUAAUUUGUUUCCUGGGGGGUCAAUAUACCCAAAUCUCAAGGAGUCGAGACUCUUUUUGUCCCUUGGGAAUCAUGUGGACAUCUUUUUUACACCGCGCAAGAGGUCCUGCAUCAGUGCCCCUUUUGUAUUCAGUGAUGAAAUCUUUGUUGAGAAGCAGUCACCCUCCAUUGAUGUGCUUCCUGAUGAAUGCCUCUUUGAGGUCUUGAGACGCCUCCCACAAGGCAAAGAGAAAAGCAUCUGCGCUAGUGUUUCCAAAAGAUGGCUUAUGCUUCUAAGCAACAUCCGUAGGGACGAAAUCUGUUCCAAGGAAGCAGCUCCAUCUUUGGAAAUGGAGAAAAAACUGACUCUGUGUGAUAAAAAGGGUGGGAGCAUUGGUACUAAAGUUGGAGUUGAGGGUGAAGAUCAAGAGCUAGAGGCUGAUGGAUGCCUUUCCAGGUGUUUAGAAGGGAAGAAAGGAACAGAUGUAAGACUUGCAGCCAUCGCUGUUGGAACUGGUCACUGCGGAGGAUUGGGUAAGCUUUUUGUUAGAGGAAGCAAUUCUACUUGUGGGGUCACUAACCUUGGCCUCAAAGCAAUUGCUAGUUCCUGCCGUUCUUUAAAGGUUCUUUCUCUGUGGAAUGUAUCGUCUGUUGGAGAUGAAGGCCUAGUUGAGAUUGCCAAUGGAUGUUGCUUAUUAGAAAAGCUUGACCUUUCCCACUGCCCAAAUAUUUCCAAUAAAGCCUUGUUGGCCAUUGCUAAGAACUGUCCCAACCUGAUGUCUGUAACUAUUGAUUCGUGUUCAAACAUAGGGAACGAAAGCCUUCAAGCCGUUGGGACUUACUGCCGCAGCUUGAGGUCCAUCUCUAUCAAAAACUGCCCUCUUGUUAGUGAUCAAGGAAUUGCAAGUCUCCUGUCAUUGGCAGGUAAUAUUUUGACUAAGUUGAAGCUUCAGGCUUUGAACAUCAGUGACAUGUCUCUUGCUGUUAUUGGACACUAUGGCAAGGGAGUUACAGACUUAUUUCUCUGUGACCUUCAGUACGUAAGUGAGAAGGGUUUCUGGGUCAUGGGCAAUGGUCAGGGUUUGCCGAAGUUGAGAUCCUUUACACUUACUUCUUGCCAUGGAGUUACUGAUUUAGGGCUGGAAGCCAUGGGCAAAGGUUGCCCAAAUCUGAAACGGUUUUGCCUACAUAAAUGUGCGCUCUUAUCCGACAUUGGAUUGGUUUCUUUUGCCAAAGUCGCACAGUCGCUUGAGAGCCUGCAAUUAGAGGAAUGCCAUAGGGUUACCCAAUCUGGGUUUUUUGGUGUUCUUGUAAAUUGUACUGGCAGAUUGAAGGCUCUUGCUCUAGCAAACUGCUUAGGGUUUAAGGACUCGCCUUUUGGAUUCCCUUUGAUGGCACAAUGCGCUUCCUUGCAAUCUUUGUCAAUCCAUAACUGUCUUGGAUUUGGCGAUUUUAGUUUGGCUAUUUUGGGUAAAUUGUGCCCCCAACUCCAGUAUGUGGACCUCAAUGGGCUCCAUGGAAUUACUGACGAAGGGCUUCUCCCUCUCAUUGAAAUCUGUGAGGCUGGUCUAUCGAAGGUUAAUCUAAGUGGAUGUGUAAAUUUGUCAGAUAAGGUUAUCUCCGUCAUUACGAAGUCGCAUGGCUCCACUCUUGAACUGCUUAAUCUGGAUGGUUGCAAACAUAUCACUGAUGAAAGCUUGGUAGCGAUUGCUGAGCAUUGCUCAUUGUUAAGAGAACUUGAUGUUUCCAAGUCUGCAGUUACUGAUUCUGGUCUUGCAGCCUUGGCUUGUGCGGUGCAGCUCAAUUUGCAGAUCCUUUCGAUUUCGGGUUGCUCUUUCAUGUCAGACAAGAGCUUGCCUUGCUUGCUAAAAAUGGGCCGAACUCUUCUGGGAUUGAACAUCCAGCACACAAAUGCAAUAAGCAGCAGCAUGGUUGACCUGCUUGUGGAGUGCCUCUGGCGCUGUGAUAUCCUCUCCUAAGUGGUAUUGAUAUCGAAUUCUCCCUUUCUGAGACUAUGGAUUUCCAAGUAAAGGGGUUGGUGGACAUAUUUGGGAGUUUCAGUCUAGUAACUUUGUGGGUGGCGUCAAAUCGUAGUUUUUGGGUCCAUCAGAUAUGGGUCUUAUUGUAGUCUAAUGACCUGGUUCCUUUUUUCCAGGGGAUAUGGCCCCUAUGACACUUUUUUUGCAGCAUUCCUUCUAUGGUGAUGCUGUUCGAAGAUUUUUGGCACCUUGAAAAUAGGUUUCGCCUCAUUCUUCGUGGCCAUACGUCCCUGAGAAUACUGCUCUAGGUUCUGGUUCUAGCAAUUAUUUCCCAUGGUCGUUCUCUUGUUGUGUUUGGGGGUCUAGUGUUUUAGCUAUAGCUUAUGCUAAGCUUUCUAUCAGCUAUCUUGUCACAAUGUGUGUUCUCGUUCAGUUUUACCUAGUCAUCUGAGCUGUUGAAUCCUUUUGCAUUCCUCACAUGAUGAUUGGGUUUCUGUUUUCCCUUUUGGGAAGUGGGUCAAGUCUCCUUGUGUCCACUUCGUCUAUGGUUGCUUUUGUCAGUUCCUAGUUUGCAGGCCUUGCAUUCGUGGGCUUUGGCUGUGGCAACGGUUCUUCCGGUCUGCCGUGACAACCUUCCUCUUUGGAGGGUUUGUUUUUUAUACCAAGCCCUUUUUUUUUUUUUUUUUUUGCAGGCUCCACUGGCUUAUGAACUGUAUUCUCUGCAAUCUGUCUGUCUCCUGUAUGGUUUCUCCUUAUGUAAUAUUUGAAUAAAAAUGUGGUUCCAUUUUGUCACAAUGUGAUUCUGAUCCAGUAUCAUUUUACUUUUCGA
Messenger RNA from Rhododendron vialii, 3088 nucleotides. RefSeq names its product EIN3-binding F-box protein 1-like. Lineage: Eukaryota; Viridiplantae; Streptophyta; Magnoliopsida; Ericales; Ericaceae. The transcript has 2 exons. Gene Ontology annotation, cellular component: SCF ubiquitin ligase complex. The coding region runs from base 271 to 2259 and encodes 662 amino acids. Gene Ontology annotation, molecular function: protein binding. The record is from RefSeq and is a predicted model, not a curated record. Gene Ontology annotation, biological process: SCF-dependent proteasomal ubiquitin-dependent protein catabolic process.